This is a messenger RNA of Tetrahymena thermophila SB210, 822 nucleotides long. RefSeq lists its product as hypothetical. Lineage: Eukaryota; Ciliophora; Oligohymenophorea; Hymenostomatida; Tetrahymenidae. The record is from RefSeq and is a predicted model, not a curated record. The transcript has 10 exons.
AUGAUGUAAUAGAAAAUUUGCUUUGACAAUUAAGAAGAUUUUUUAAACUCUUCUUUAUCCGAUCAUACUGAUCUAGAAAUUUAUCUUAGAUUAAGUUUUGAUUUAAUAAGCAAAUUCAAUGCUAAAAGUUUAUUCUUAGCUUUAUCAAAAUGCAUAAAGCUCAAAAACUUGGCUAUGUAACUCAGUAAUUAGACAAUUUCUGUAUCUGAUUCAUUAGAUUUAGGCUCUGCUAUAACAAAUUGUACCAACAUCUCUGGUUUACUCCUUUUAUUAGAUGGCUGUGGAAUAGGCUAUGAAGGUAUGAAAGGUUUUGCAUCAGGACUAUCAAAAUGCUCUAACCUGCAAACUUUAGGAAUUGACCUAUAGGAUAAUGUCUUUGGAGUUGAAGGAUACUUAGAUUUAGCUUCUGCUUUAUCAAAAUUAUCUAAUCUUACUGAACUCGGUCUUGUGCUUAAUGGAAUUGGUGAUAAAGGUCUUAUAAGCUUAGUCUCUGGUUUAGUAAAUUGCACUAAUCUUAAAGCACUAGCUCUUGAAAUGGGAAGAACUACAAUUUAAUGUGAAGGAGCUUCAACUCUAGGAUCUGUAUUACCGAAAUUAACUAAAUUAAAAAUCUUAUAAAUUAUUAUAGGCACUCAUGAAAUUGAAUGUUGUGGCUUUUCUAAUUUAUUAACUAGUUUAUCUUAGUGCAAUCAACUCAAUAAUUUAAUAAUAGGCAUAAAUCCUCAUGGAGUUGUUGAUUAAGACCAGCUGAAGAAGAAAUUUAUUAAAUUUAAUCCUAAGAAAAUAAAGAAGUUAGUCAAUAUUAAUUAAAUAUAGGAUUGA